AUGUACCGUAUCCAACUGGCAAAUGUCACUGGACGUCGAUAUCUUUCGUCGCACCUUUAUCCAAGUCCUGCGUCGACGGCCGAUAAUCCCGAAGUAGAAAGCGCGCUGUUGGAUGCCAUCCAGUUCGCAAAGCCCGCUUCCGCCUCGGGGCUGGCCUCAGGCGAGCAACAGCAGCAACAGCAGCAACAGCAGCAACAGCAGUCCCUGCAUAGAAGUGCGGCUGUGCCGGGUAACAUGGUCGAAAUUGUCCUGGAGAAAGCUUCCGCUAAAGCUCCUGUUCACCCCGAUGCAAGCGAACCUGGUUAG
Messenger RNA from Aspergillus heteromorphus CBS 117.55, 306 nucleotides. RefSeq lists its product as uncharacterized. NCBI's taxonomy places the organism in Eukaryota, Fungi, Ascomycota, Eurotiomycetes, Eurotiales, Aspergillaceae. The transcript is spliced from 3 exons. The record is from RefSeq and is a predicted model, not a curated record. Bases 1 to 306 code for a protein of 101 amino acids.